AUCCAGUCUCGCCACCAAUAUAUAUAUUUCAUAUCCCCUCACACACACACACACACACACACAUAAACACACACGAAGAAAUUAAGCAAAGAGGAAAAGGGAUAUGGGUGAGAAAGAGGCGGGAAAGAAAGAAGAGGAGGAGAAGAAGAAAGAAGAAGAAGAAGAAGUGAAAAAAGAAGAGAAAAAGGAAGAAGAAAAGAAAGAUGAAUUAAUUAAUGAAGAUAAUAUAAUUGUGCUCAAAGUUGACAUGCAUUGUGAGGCUUGCGCCAGAAAAGUUGCUAGAUCCCUCAAAGGCUUUCAAGGAGUGGAGGAGGUGACGGCGGAUUGCAAGGCGAGUAGAGUGGUGGUGAAAGGAAAGGCGGCCGACCCUGUAAAAGUGUCCCAAAGAAUUCAAAAGAAAAGUGGCCGGAAAGUUGUCAUCAUUUCGCCGUUGCCGAAGCCGCCGCCGGAAAACAAGCCGGAGGAAAACAAAGCGGAGGAGCCACCCAAAGAAGAAAAGAAAGACGAGCCUCCACCUGUCAUAACAAUUGUACUGAAAGUUCGAAUGCAUUGCGAAGCAUGCGCGCAGGUACUCGAAAAGAGAAUUCGCAAAGUUAAAGGUGUAGAGUCGGUGACAGCGGAUAUCGGAAACGAUAAGGUGACAGUGAAAGGCGUUCUCGAUCCAGAAGAGCUGGUGAACGACGUGUACAAGCGAACAGGUAAACAAGCAUCGAUAGUUAAGGAAGAAGAAAAGAAAGAAGAACAAGAGGUUAAGAAAGACGAAGAGAAGAAAGACGAAAAACAAGACGAGAAAAAAGAAAGCAAGGAAGACAACGAAGAAGAAGAAAGUAAGAAAAUGGAGAUAAAAAAGAUGGAAUAUUGGCCUCCAAAGUACUACAUGGACCAUGCUUACGCCCCUCAAUUGUUCAGCGACGAAAACCCGAACGCUUGUUCGCUUAUGUAAUGGAAAUCUCGUUCGCGCGCGUUCGUAGUUUCAAUUGAAUUUAUAAUAUCUUAUUAUAUUAUGUGUUGUUCGAUGACUAUAUUAUUAUGCGCUGGCAUUUGACGCCGCAGGUUUUUUUUUUAAUUAUUUAAUUAGUAGUGUUCGAAUAAUCUCUGCAGAUUGUUUUGCCAGAGGAAUUAAUAUGGAUGUACAUAGUGAAGUUUGAGGAUGUUGUUGUUUUUUGUUUGUCAAAUGUAUUAUUUGGCAGCCCCAUAACUAUGUAAUAUGAUUAUUAUUAUUUUUUGAGUUUCUAAAUU
Erythranthe guttata (spotted monkey flower) is the source of this 1239-nucleotide messenger RNA. The record is from RefSeq and is a predicted model, not a curated record. NCBI's taxonomy places the organism in Eukaryota, Viridiplantae, Streptophyta, Magnoliopsida, Lamiales, Phrymaceae.